AUGCGCGGCCGGCAGAGCAUGCGCAGUAGCGCGCGCGGCGCCCGGGAGCCCCGCCGAGCGGCUGCUGACGCGGAGGUCGCUGCGGCUGCGGUGGCAGCGACAGGAAGUGAGGCGGCCCGAUCGGGUGACCGCGACGGCGGCAGCAGCAACCGAGGCGGAAGGGCCCCUGCGGAGACGUCGUCUACGGGUUGGGCCGAGGGGGCUGAGCACCGAGGGGACCCGCCGGCUCCGAAGCCGGACCCCGAACCGAGCAGGAUGGACCACCACCAGCUCGGCACUGGCCGCUACCAGGUGCUUUACAAUGAAGAGGAUAAUUCAGAAUCAUCUGCUAUAGAACAGCCAUCAACUUCAAACCCAGCACCACAGAUUGUGCAGACUGCUCCUUCAGCAUUAGUAUUUGAAACUGACUCUUCUCCUCCACCUUAUAGCAGUAUUACUGUGGAAGUACCUACAACUUCAGAUGCAGAAGUAUACAAUGAGUUUUAUCCUGUGCCACCUCCAUACAGUGUUGCUACCUCUCUUCCUACGUAUGAUGAAGCUGAGAAGGCAAAAGCUGCUGCAAUGGCUGCUGCAGCAGCAGAAACAUCCCAAAGAAUUCAGGAGGAAGAGUGCUCACCAAGAGAUGACUUUAGUGAUGCAGACCAGCUCAGAGUGGGUAACGAUGGGAUUUUUAUGCUGGCGUUUUUCAUGGCAUUUAUUUUCAACUGGCUUGGAUUUUGUUUAUCCUUUUGUAUCACCAAUACCAUUGCUGGAAGGUAUGGUGCCAUUUGUGGAUUUGGCCUUUCAUUGAUCAAAUGGAUCCUUAUUGUCAGGUUUUCUGAUUAUUUUACUGGAUAUUUCAAUGGACAAUAUUGGCUUUGGUGGAUAUUCCUUGUACUUGGCCUGCUCCUAUUCUUCAGGGGAUUUGUUAAUUAUCUGAAAGUCAGAAACAUGUCUGAAAGUAUGGCAGCUGCUCAUAGAACAAGAUAUUUCUUCUUAUUAUAG
This is a messenger RNA of Pipistrellus nathusii (Nathusius's pipistrelle), 984 nucleotides long. Lineage: Eukaryota; Metazoa; Chordata; Mammalia; Chiroptera; Vespertilionidae. The record is from the annotation of a GenBank genome assembly.